Pipistrellus nathusii (Nathusius's pipistrelle) is the source of this 1191-nucleotide messenger RNA. NCBI's taxonomy places the organism in Eukaryota, Metazoa, Chordata, Mammalia, Chiroptera, Vespertilionidae. The record is from the annotation of a GenBank genome assembly.
AUGGCCAACGCGUCCUCGGCGGCGCCGGCGGCGGGGGGCUCGCCGCUGCUGCUGUGCGAGGACGAGGAGGCGGGCGCCGGCCGGCGCAUCCCCGUGUCGCUGCUGUACUCGGGGCUGGCGCUGGGCGGCACGCUGGCCAACGGCAUGGUCAUCUACCUGGUGGCGUCCUUCCGCAAGCUGCAGACCACCAGCAACGCCUUCAUCGUCAACGGCUGCGCCGCCGACCUGGGCGUGUGCGCGCUCUGGAUGCCGCAGGAGGCCGUGCUGGGGCUGCUGCCCGCCGCGCCGCCCGGGGGCUGGGCGGGCGCGGGCCGCUACCGGCUGCUGCGGGGCGCGCUGCUGGGCCUGGGCCUCACCGCCUCGCUGCUGUCCCACUGCCUCGUGGCGCUGAACCGCUACCUGCUCAUCACGCGGGCGCCCGCCACCUACCAGGCGCUGUACCGGCGGCGCCACACGGCCGGCAUGCUGGCGCUGUGCUGGGCGCUGGCGCUGGCGCUGGCGCUGCUGCUGCCGCCCUGGGCGCCGCGGCCGGGCCCCGCCGACCCCGGCCCCGCCGACCCCGGCCCCGCCGACCCCGGCCCCGCCGACCCCGGCCCCGCCGACCCCGGCCCCGCGGGCGCGCGCCUGCACUAUCCCGCGCUGCUGGCGGCCGCGGCGCUGCUGGCGCAGACGGCGCUGCUGCUGCACUGCUACCUGGGCAUCGUGCGCCGCGUGCGGGUCAGCGUGAAGCGGGUCAGCGUCCUCAACUUCCACCUGCUGCACCAGCUGCCCGGCUGCGCCGCCGCCGCGCUGCCCGCCGCGCUGCCCGCCCCGCGCGCGCCCGGCCCCGGCCCCGGCCCCGCGCCCGCGCCGCCCCUGCCGGCCCGGCGCGCCCCGCGGCGGCUCAGCGGGCUGUCGGUGCUGCUGCUGGGCGGCGUGUUCCUGCUGGCCACGCAGCCGCUCGCCUGGGUGAGCCUGGCCCGCGGGCUGGCGCUGCCCGUGCCCGGCGCCGUGCAGGCGGCCAGCUGGCUGCUGUGCUGCGCGCUGUCGGCGCUCAACCCGCUGCUCUACACGUGGAGGAACGAGGAGUUCCGCCGCUCCGUGCGCUCCGUGCUGCCCGGCGUGGGGGACGCGGCCGCCGCCGCCGCCGCCGCCACCGCCGUGCCCGCCGUGUCGCAGGCGCAGCUGGGCGCCGCCGGGCAGCCCUGGUGA